GAGCUGGGAAGGGAGCGCUUCCCCGGACUGGGCUCGGCUCUGAGGCUCCGAAGCCGACGCCGACAGCUCAGCCCUUGGGGGCGAGAGCAGGACUGUCCCCACAGCCCGCACCUAGGAACUGCUGAGCCCUGAACGCCUCAUGGGACGCCUCCGGAGGCUGUCUCCGCACCCUGCUGCCGCGUCCCUGUCCUAGGCGCCCGGGCUCCACGGCCCGCCCCGCCCGCAGCCCGCGGCCUGUUUGGAAAGGAGUAUGAGGCCCGGGGCCCCGCGGACGCCAGCCACAGGGCGGCAGGGGCCUAGCUGCGGAGCCCCGCGCCCGAGGGCGACGGGUAAGAAGCCGCGGGAGCCGGCGAGGCGUCGGGGCGCGCAGAGGAGCGCCCCAGCCCUGGCGCCCGCUGGGCCGCUGGACUCGUGCGUGGCCUGAGCGCUGGGGAGGAGGCGGAGGCGCCCUCCGUCCGGGUUCUGGGAGAGACGGCGAGGGGCUCCACGGCGGCCCCCGACUCCUGGCCACCAUCCUCACGCUCCUGCUCCCGCGGGGGGGAUGUCGCGGCCCGGGCCCCGAGCGCCUCCUCGGCCCCGGGGCUGAGCUCCGGACCAUGUCCUCCCGCAGCCCCCGGCCCCCUCCCCGCCGCUGCCGCCGCCGCCUGCCGCGCCCCUCCUGCUGUUGCUGCUGCUGCCGCCGCUCGCACCUCAACGAGGACACCGGCCGCUUCGUGCUGCUGGCGGCGCUCAUCGGCCUCUAUCUGGUGGCGGGUGCCACAGUCUUCUCCGCGCUCGAGAGCCCGGGCGAGGCGGAGGCGCGGGCGCGCUGGGGAGCCACGCUGCGCAACUUCAGCGCGGCGCACGGCGUGGCCGAGCCGGAGCUGCGCGCCUUCCUCCGGCACUACGAGGCUGCGCUGGCGGCCGGCGUCCGUGCCGACGCGCUGCGCCCGCGCUGGGACUUCCCGGGCGCCUUCUACUUCGUGGGCACCGUGGUCUCAACCAUAGGUUUUGGCAUGACCACCCCCGCGACGGUGGGCGGGAAGGCCUUCCUCAUCGCCUACGGGCUGUUCGGCUGCGCGGGGACCAUACUGUUCUUCAACCUCUUCCUGGAGCGCAUCAUCUCGCUUCUGGCCUUCAUCAUGCGCGCCUGCAGGGAGCGCCAGCUGCGCCGCAGCGGCCUGCUGCCCGCCACCUUCCGCCGCGGCUCGGCGCUAUCGGACGCCGACAGCCUGGCGGGCUGGAAGCCCUCUGUGUACCACGUGUUGCUGAUCCUGGGCCUGUUCGCCGUGCUGCUGUCGUGCUGCGCCUCGGCCAUGUACACCAGCGUGGAGGGCUGGGACUACGUGGACUCGCUCUACUUCUGCUUUGUCACCUUCAGCACCAUCGGCUUCGGGGACCUGGUGAGCAGCCAGCACGCCGCCUACCGGAACCAGGGGCUCUACCGCCUGGGCAACUUCCUCUUCAUCCUGCUCGGCGUGUGCUGCAUCUACUCGCUCUUCAACGUCAUCUCCAUCCUCAUCAAGCAGGUGCUCAACUGGAUGCUGCGCAAGCUGAGCUGCCGCUGCUGCGCGCGCUGCUGCCCGGCACCGGGCGCGCCCCUGGCCCGGCGCAACGCCAUCACCCCGGGCUCCCGGCUGCGCCGCCGCCUGGCCGCGCUGGGCGCCGACCCAGGGGCCCGCGACAGCGACGCCGAGGGCCGCCGCCUGUCCGGCGAGCUCAUCUCCAUGCGCGACCUCACCGCCUCCAACAAGGUGUCGCUGGCGCUGCUGCAGAAGCAGCUGUCCGAGACGGCCAACGGCUACCCGCGCAGCGUGUGCGUCAACACGCGCCAGAACGGCUUCUCGGGCGGCGUGGGCGCGCUGGGCAUCAUGAACAACCGGCUGGCCGAGACCAGUGCCUCCAGGUAGACCGCCCGCCCGCGCGCAGGGACCCUCGCCAGGCCGCCAGGCCGCCGGGCGUGGUUUGCUUCACUUCUCUCAGACGCUGGAGCUUUCUUAAUCUUUAUCCAAUAAAAUGAAACAAAAAAAAAAAGUUUUUUUAAAGAAA
Molecule: messenger RNA, 2028 nt
Organism: Nycticebus coucang (slow loris)
Lineage: Eukaryota; Metazoa; Chordata; Mammalia; Primates; Lorisidae
Gene: KCNK12
Product: potassium two pore domain channel subfamily K member 12
Exons: 2
Coding region: 597-1889 (430 amino acids)
Biological process (GO): stabilization of membrane potential; potassium ion transmembrane transport
Cellular component (GO): membrane
Molecular function (GO): potassium ion leak channel activity
Source: RefSeq, a predicted model, not a curated record